AUGGCGCCGACCGACUCGUACAAAUGGUCCCCUGAGCUCACGCGGAAACUCAUACGUUUCAGAGCUGAAAACGAGGAGAAGUUUUUAAAGUCCAGAUAUAGCGCCAAAAAACAAUGGGAGAUCUUUUUAAAGGAGAACGGGCUGGAGGGGAUAGUUCGUCCAGAUAAGGCUUCCAAAAAGUGGGAAAACUUAAAAAGGAAAUAUAAGGAGUUAAAACUCCUGAAAACAGGCAAAGGAGGUACUGAGGAGGGGGAGAAAACUGCUGCUGAUUGGCAAUACUUUGAGGAUAUGCAUGAGGUGCUGGGCUCCAGACCAUCGGUGGAUCCUCCUGUUGUUGUGGCCUCAUUCCUGGAGGAUGACAACACAACCAUAGUGCUGGAAAUUGAGGAGCCCAGCACCUCUGCAGCUGCACCAUCCUCAUCUACUGCAAAUCAGGAUGAGUCCCAACCCACAGCAUCAUCUGCUCCACCUCCAGCUCCUCCUGCUGCAUCUCCCUCUCCCCGUAAAAGAAAAAGGAAAUCAAGUGCAAUUGUAGAGUUUUUAAAAGAAGAAUCUACAAAAGAGCAGAAGAGGCAUGAGGAGAGCGAGGAAAAGGAGACGCAACCGGACAGCUGCACAGGAGCCCCACCAUCGCUUCACAUUCGAAACAACCGUUGGGCAUUCAUUAUAAGGGGGAAUUGGCCAUUUUUGUGUCUGGGUAAGACACCACCCUGA
Molecule: messenger RNA, 714 nt
Organism: Knipowitschia caucasica
Lineage: Eukaryota; Metazoa; Chordata; Actinopteri; Gobiiformes; Gobiidae
Source: the annotation of a GenBank genome assembly